This is a messenger RNA of Cuscuta europaea, 807 nucleotides long. The record is from the annotation of a GenBank genome assembly. Lineage: Eukaryota; Viridiplantae; Streptophyta; Magnoliopsida; Solanales; Convolvulaceae.
UGGAAUUCAUAUAAGGCAGUGUGUGCAAUUGUCAUGGAAAUGAUUUGUCCAUUUCAAUUACCCCUCCCUCUUAGUGGAUUCAUUUCCCAUUUUCUCAAACAUAUACGUCUAUGAACAAGCGUAGUGGUUCUAAGGACGGAAUGAAGUUGUUUGUGAACUGAAUCGAAGUUGAACGUUGUUGAGUAGCUGAAGUUGGGUACCGCAGUGCAACAUGUUUGACAUUGUUGAACUGAUAGUUCAUCAUGGAGGGAGCUUUGUUAGGGAUCCUGCAACUACUUACAUUGGUGGUGAAGUGGACAGACUUCGGAUAGAUCCUGAUUACAUUUCCUAUACACAUCCACUGAAAUCAUUAAAGGAAGGCAAAUAUGGAAAUAUUCAUGGACUGUACUAUAAAACAUCAGGGGAGUCAAUGGAGCAAUUAUUGGAGUUAUUCAAUGAUGAGUCCACCUUGAAACCGAUUGUUGUGGCUAGAAGCUGUGGAAGUUGUGAGAUUUAUGUGCAUCAUGGAUUAGAUGAGGUCAAAUUGGUUGAUAUCCUUCCAUUACCUUCUCCAAAUGUGGUGGUAGAAGAACAAAUACAUGGUGAGGUAUUACAACAAGAUGAAGCAUUACAAGCUGAUGGUCAAGGUGAAAAAGAAGCUGAUGAAAACAUGGAUGCUGAAGGAGGUUCUGAAGAUCAAAAUGAUAGGUGUGUUGAAGUUUGCUCAGAACAAGAAGACAUGGACACAGAAGGUCAUGCAGCCAUGGGAGAAAGUGACACACAUGGUGAUGCUGAGAACUCACAAGCUCAAAGUGAGCAUGAUUCACA